This is a messenger RNA of Acanthosepion pharaonis, 1767 nucleotides long. NCBI's taxonomy places the organism in Eukaryota, Metazoa, Mollusca, Cephalopoda, Sepiida, Sepiidae. The record is from the annotation of a GenBank genome assembly.
AUGUGCAUAAAGAUGACAGUCUCCAUCGCUCCGGGUUUCGUCUUUUCCUGUCUCGAUUAUAUCCCUUCAUAUCUAUCUAUCUAUCUAUCUAUCUAUCUAUCUAUCUAUCUCAGUCUGCUCAUAUCUAUUCCAACUAUAUCUUCUAAUAUCUGUCCCUGUACAUAUCUACACUUUCUUUCUUUCUUUCUUUCUUUCUUUCUUUCUUUCUUUCUUUCUUUCUUUCACUAUUCCAAUCUAAUCUAUCUGACCUCAUAUAGAUUUAGAUAUUUAUGCAAAUCUGACUCUCCAUCUAUUUCUCUCCCCACUCCCUCUCUCUUUAUCACGUCCAGAAAUCUGUUGAAACCUUCAUGCAUUGCUUCCUUCCUAUCAUUGUUUUGCUUCCUUAUUUUUACCGCGGAAUCUGUCGCCAUAUUCUUUCUAUUUCUUUUCAGUCUAUCUCGUCAGUCAAUAUCUCUGGUGGCAGCCAUCGAAUUCCAAAUUCCAAAUGCAGAUGUUGUUGAGAUGCUGAAUGCGUUGCAUCAAUUGCAUUUUCUUUGGCUGCAGGUGCAAAUCGUACAGAAUCUAUGCGAAGCGGUGAUAUCGGAAUCAUUGCCAACUGGUCAGAACCUCCUCGGAUCGAUAUUUCGGAUUCUUCUUGAAUACUGUUCGGGACACCAAGUAUUUUAUUUUCUCCUUCGCCCCUCCACUCUCUCUCCCUUCUCUCUUUCUCUCUUUGAGAAAGCCUGUGGUGCCCCACUCUCUCUCUCUCUCUCUCUCUCCCUCUCUGAGAAAGCCUGUGGUGCCAGCCCCUCUCUCUCCCUCUCUCUCUCUGAAAAAGCUUGUGGUGCCAGCCCUCUCCCCCUCUCUCUCUCUGAGAAAGCCUGUGAUGCCACCUCUCUCUCUCUCUCUCCCCCCUCUCUCGCUCCCUCUCCCUCUCUCUCUCCUCCCUCUCUGAGAAAGCUUGUGGUGCCAGCCCCUCUCUCUCCCUCUCUCUCUCUGAGAAAGCUUGUGAUGCCAGCCCCUCUCUCUCCAUCUCUCUUUCUGAGAAAGCCUCUGAUGCCACCCUCUCUCUCACCCGCUCUCUUUCUCCCUCUCUCUCUCUCUGAGAAAGCCUGUGAUGCCACCCUCUCUCUCUCCCUCUCUCCCCCGCUCUCGCUCCCUCUCCCUCUCUCUCUCCCUCCCUCUCUGAGAAAGCUUGUGGUGCCAGUCCCUCUCUCUCCCUCUCUCUCUCUGAGAAAGCUUGUGAUUCCAGCCCCUCUCUCUCCAUCUCUCUUUCUGAGAAAGCCUCUGAUGCCACCCUCUCUCUCACCCGCUCUCUUUCUCCAUCUCUCUCUCUCUCUGAGAAAGCCUGUGGUGCUGAUGUUUCUAUCUAUCUAUCUAUCUAUCUAUCUAUCUAUCUAUCUAUCUAUCUAUCUAUCGGAUCUAUUCCUAUCUAUCUAUCUAUCUAUCUAUCUAUCUAUCUAUCUAUCUAUCUAUCUAUCUAUCUCAUUUGUUCAUAUCUAUCUAUCUAUCACUGUCUGUCCAUAUUCAUCUAUCUAUCUAUCUAUCUAUCUAUCUAUCUAUCUAUCUAUCUAUCUCAUUCAUUUGUUCAUAUUUAUCUAUCACUGUCUGUUCAUAUCUAUCUAUCUAUCUAUCUAUCUAUCUAUCUAUCUAUCUAUCUAUCUAUCUAUCACUGUUCAUAUCUAUCUAUCUAUCUAUCUAUCUAUCUAUCUAUCUAUCUAUCUCAUUCUCUGCAUAUGCACCUCUUUAUCUCGAGUUUGUCAUGCCCGUAAAUCAUUUAAAAAUUAA